AUGACGACACAACAGGUCAUCUCGCGUGAGACGGGGGUGGAGGAGCAGGCGUAUAAGUGGGGCUUCGAUUUCGACAUCGAGUCGGACAUAGCGCCGCGCGGAUUGAGCGAGGAUAUUGUCAGGCUUAUCUCGAUGAAGAAGGGCGAGCCGGACUGGAUGCUGGAGUGGCGGCUGAAGGCGUAUCGCCACUGGCUUACGCUGAACAACGAAGAGCCGAAGUGGGCGAAUAUCAAGUAUCCGCCCAUAGACUUUCAGGACAUCAUUUACUACGCGGCUCCGAAGUCGCAAGCGGAUGGGCCGCAGAGCCUGGACGACAUUGACCCGGAGAUACGGGAGGCCUUCGACAACGCGUCGGUUGCGACCACAUACCGCAAGAUGCUGGAGGAAGCGGGCGUCAUAUUCUGCUCGGUGAGCGAGGCUGUGAAGACGCACCCGGAGAUUGUGAAGAAGUAUCUCGGCUCUGUGGUGCCCUUAUACCGACAAUUUCUAUGCGCGCGCUCAAUGCGGCGUGUGUUCAGCGACGGGUCGUUCGUGUAUGUGCCGCCUGGAGUGCGCUGCCCGAUCGAGCUGAUGACCUACUUCCGCAUCAACGAAUUGGACACGGGACAGUUCGAACGGACGCUUAUCAUCGCGGACAAGGGCGCUUAUGUGAGCUAUCUCGAAGGGUGCACGGCUCCGAUGCGGAAGACGCACCAGCUUCAUGCCGCCGUGGUCGAACUGAUUACGCUGGAUGACGCGGAGAUAAAGUAUUCGACGCUUCAGAACUGGUAUCCGGGAGACAAAGAGGGCAACGGCGGCGUCUAUAACUUCGUGACGAAGCGGGGCGCGGCGCGCGGCAAGAACUCCAAGAUUUCGUGGACGCAGGUGGAGACCGGCUCUGCAAUCACCUGGAAGUAUCCGAGCGUGAUACUGCAGGGCGACAACUCGGUGGGCGAGUUCUACUCGGUGGCGCUGGUGAACAACUAUCAGCAGGCCGACACCGGCACGAAGAUGAUCCACAUUGGCAAGAACACGAAGAGCACGAUAAUCGCCAAGGGCAUAUCGGCUGGCAAGGCGCAGAAUACGUACAGGGGGCAGGUGAAGAUAAUGCCCUCGGCGCGGAAUGCGCGGAACUUCACGCAGUGCGACUCGCUGCUUAUCGGCGACGACUGCGGCGCGCAUACGGUGCCGUAUAUCGAGGUGCGAAAUCCGACGGCGCAGAUGGCGCACGAGGCGACGACAUCGAAGGUUGACGACAGCCAGCUGUUCUACUUGCAGCAGCGGGGCAUUGGCCUUGAAGAGGCUAACUAUAUGAUAAUCAACGGCUUCUGCCGGGGUAUUUUCAAGGAGCUGCCCUUUGAGUUUGCGGCGGAGGCGUCGCAACUGCUUAGGGUUAAUCUGGAGGGCACGGUAGGCUAA
This is a messenger RNA of Geodia barretti, 1398 nucleotides long. The record is from the annotation of a GenBank genome assembly. NCBI's taxonomy places the organism in Eukaryota, Metazoa, Porifera, Demospongiae, Tetractinellida, Geodiidae.